Molecule: messenger RNA, 5485 nt
Organism: Xyrauchen texanus (razorback sucker)
Lineage: Eukaryota; Metazoa; Chordata; Actinopteri; Cypriniformes; Catostomidae
Product: amyloid beta precursor like protein 1-like
Exons: 17
Coding region: 193-2355 (720 amino acids)
Biological process (GO): central nervous system development; axonogenesis
Cellular component (GO): plasma membrane; Golgi apparatus
Molecular function (GO): heparin binding; alpha-2C adrenergic receptor binding; transition metal ion binding
Source: RefSeq, a predicted model, not a curated record
GAACGCAGCCGACAGUUCAUACAUACACUGAGAUCUGCGGACACAGGAGAUAUCACAGCCAAGCGCCGACGAGACCAUCCCAUAGCAAACCAGUUCACGUUGAUUUUUCCUUUGUAAAUAAUACAGUAGUUAAAAAAAUAGACAGUCAAAGAUUGAACAAAGUAGCAUAUAAUAAGAAGAGAAGAAAUAAGAAUGGGGCAGAAAACGCCAUUAAUAUUGAUGACUUUAUUGUCUUAUUGCGUCUGGAGAGAUGAGGCUAUGGCUAUGACUGAGGUGAAUGAACCUGUUGGUGGUCCCCAUAUGGCAGAACCUCAGAUUGCCAUGUUUUGCGGGCGUCAGCUACUGCACAUGAACACUGAGACUGGACAGUGGGAACCAGAUCCUCAGAGGCGCCAGGGAUGCUUCACCCAGCCCAGCAAGAUCCUAUCAUACUGCCAGGAGAUGUAUCCUGGUCUCCAGAUAUCCCAUGUAGAAGAGGCCUUAUCUCCAGCGACCAUCCCAGGCUGGUGUAAGAAAGGCUGGGGUCACUGUCAGACCCGCUCCUUCAUUGUUGUGCCCUACCGCUGUCUGGUUGGUGAAUAUGUAAGUGAGGCACUCCUUGUUCCAGAUCGUUGUCGCUUUUUGCACCAGGAGCAAAUGGACUCUUGUGAGAGCUACGUUUACUGGCACAACAUUGCCAAAGAGGCUUGCACAGCUGACAGUCUGGAGUUGCAUAGUUAUGGGAUGCUGUUGCCGUGUGGUGACCGUUUUCGUGGGGUGGAGUAUGUGUGUUGCCCUGGCAGGGCUGGAACAAGUGGACGUGGUGAGACAGAGACAAUAGAUGCUGUACAAGGAGAAACACCCCUUGUAUCCAUGGCUGGAGAAAAAGUUACCACCAGUGUGAAAACUAUGCCGCCCACUCCCAGUCCUUCCCCUGAGACUGACAUAGAGGAAGAUGAUAUGGAAGAGGAAGAGGAAGAGGAGGAGGUAGUGGAGGAAGAGGCAGAUGAGGAAGAGGAGGAGGAGGAAGGGAAUGACGAGGAGCCAGCAGAUGUAGAGGAAGUAGAAGAGGAGGAAGCCACUACGACAGUAAAGGACCCAGAGGAGUACGAGUAUCCCAUUGAUUCUCAUUUCCAGGGCCAAGACUACAUGGACAACUUCUAUUAUGAUAAGACUGCUAAAGCUUCCACCCAACCUCAGACACGGAUGGACAACUCAGUGCCCACUCCUCGUCCUACAGAUGGCGUGGAUGUGUACUUUGAGAUGCCAGGUGAUGACAGUGAACAUGCCAACUUUCUGCGUGCAAAGAUGGACCUGGAGGAACGGCGAAUGAAACGUAUCAACGAGAUCAUGAAGGAGUGGGCAGAAGCAGACAACCAGUCAAAGAACCUUCCUAAGUCAGACCGCCAAGCAUUGAAUGAGCACUUCCAGUCUGUUUUACAGACUCUUGAGGAGCAGGUAGCUGGUGAGAGGCAGAGAUUGGUGGUGACACACCUGGAUCGUGUGGUGGCCACUUUGAAUAAUAAUCGUAGACUGGCCCUGGAGAGCUACCUGAGCGCUGUGCAGAGCGACCCACCGCAGCCGGAGCGUGUGCUUCAGGCACUGAAGCGUUAUAUGGCUGCAGAGCAGAAGGACCGGCGACACACUCUGCGUCAUUACCAGCACAUCGAGUCUGCCGACCCGCAAAAAGCUGAGCAGAUGAAAUUCCAGGUGUACACUCACCUGCAUGUUAUCGAGGAGAGGAUGAAUCAAAGCCUGGCUCUGCUCUAUAAGGUCCCCGGCCUGGCUGAGAAACUUCACGAUGAAAUUCAGGAAUUAGUGAGAACAGAAAGGGGGGACAUCAGUGAACUCAUGACCACUUCCUUCUCUGAGACACGCACCACUGAAGAGCUUCUUCCUGCUGAGAGUGAGGAAGAGAAGGAUGAUGAAGAGGAAGAGGACAGAGCCUUCCAGAACCGCCCAUACCCUCCACGAAUUGACCCCCAGCCCAGUGAUAAGAAAGUUUCUACAGUAGAUGAGUAUGACUAUACCACAUCAGAGAGAGGACCAACUUAUGAAUAUGAAGAGAAGAUCAACACCUCUGUAGAACUGAAGCAGGUGGUCUACAAGUCUCCAGGAAUCCAAAGAGAUGAGCUGCCGGAUGUUUUAGAGACGUUUAACCGUGGUGCAAUGGUGGGGCUUCUGGUUGUUUCUGUGGCCAUUGCCAUGGUGAUGGUUAUAAGCUUGUUGCUAGUCCGCCGUAAGCCAUAUGGAACCAUCAGCCAUGGCAUAGUAGAGGUAGACCCCAUGCUGACCCCAGAGGAAAGACAGCUCAAUAAGAUGCAGAAUCACGGCUACGAAAACCCCACUUACAAAUUCUUCGAGCAAAUGAACUGAGGAGUGGUGUACAGUCACAAGGCCAUGACCUCCCCCUUGCCUCCUGUUUUUUGAUCGGGGUUUCCAUGGCAACCCCCUCUCCCUCGUACUGUAUGUAUGUCUAUAUGACCGAUGUUAAAAAUGUAACAGACCCGGCACGUAAAUAGGGAGAGAAAACUGAUAACAGAAUCUGCAGACCAUAUAAAGCUCUCUCAUCCCCAGUUUUUGCUUUUGUUUGUGAGGGUUUGGCCACACCAAGCAUGUUCAGUGUUCUUAAAUGCCAUUUAAAAUCUUAGAAUGGUGUCCCACAUGAUUUCCAUGAAUUGUGGGUUUCAAAAAAGCUAAACCUGUUCAAGACUGGUUUGUUUAUUGUUUCUAUGUCCAAAGCAGAGUUAUGCUCUUGGUGAAAGUGUGAUAUGAAUGAAAUAAUAUAUUUUUGAGUUCACUAUGAAAACCUGGGAGGGAAAAUGAGUGUAGGCCCUCUUAGACAACCUAAUUAUAGACUAAUCUCAUUUUCAAGACUUUAGACUUAUGAAAGAACAAAGUUUGUAUUCAUAGAUAACCACCUGACAUUCUGGUAGAUCAUUAGUCACACAAUAAGAGCUUUCAAUCUGAAUCAGUGUUUUAAAUGUACCACAAACAUUCAUCGAACAAGUCUACCCAAAAAGCUUAGAAAUAUUUUUCUGGUGUUGCUUCUUAAAAGUAAAUUCUAAGUAAUCGGAUGUCCAUAAGCAUAAAGAAAAAGCAUGCAAAAUUUGGUGUAUGAUGCUAUAACGUACUUGUGUUGGUCCUGUUUCUUGCUUUUUGAUAAAAAUCAAAAUAUCACAGUGCAACAAUGACAUGUACAUAUCUGAAGACGUAACUAAAAUAGACGUUCAUAUCAUUCAUUUGUAUCGAUGCAAUGUGUGGACGAAAAGAUGAGCUUGUGCUGCUCACACCGAGAGAGAAACAUUUCCUAACAUGGCUGAAUGAAAACGGACUGUUGUAUAAACCAGCACAAGAAAAUGACACAGUAACUUCUGACUGAAUGUAUCUUAGGUAGACAUAGACUCCAUUCACGUUCCUCCUAACACACCACAGCGUUUUCUAGAAUGCAGUUAGUUAGCUUUGCUAAGCACUCAGUUUUCAUAUAGUAGUUCAUCGCAGUUCAUUUACAUAUAGAGAGGGUUUGUGUGAAACUAGUUUAUUGUCAUGUCUAAAAGUUGGUCGGCUUGGUACAACUUUAACCAGUUCUGGCUCAAAGACUGGUUGAACUUGCUGCACUUAAAGGUCACUCACUCCUGAAAAUUAUGUCAAGUUAGUUUUUUUAAUAUUAGAGGGUUAUUAAGUUGUCUGUCCAAUGUACUUCAAUUCUAGUAUGAUAGAAAUGUUGGGCGUCUGUCGCAGUGACAAUAAAAUAAACACUACAAUUUUACUGUUAGCCUGAUGUAGAGAGAACAUGUUGCUCUGAAUCUUUUUGUUUAAAUGAAGAAUAUGUUUUUGAGGAGAAAACAUUAUCAUUCUCUGUUAUAUUACAUGACAUAUCAGUAAAAGUGAAACCGAAAUUUGGGCCCAGUAUGUUUUUAGAUGUGUUUUUUUUUUCCCCACUACGUCAUUUCAAAGCAACACUUUUUAUAUAAACCAAACCAAACUCUUAACCACUUCAUCCUGUGAAAUUUUAGCACAUUUAUUGCAGAUAAUACAUUUUCCCCCUGAUCUAUGAGACUAAUCCUUAUGGCAUGUUUUUGUAUGUAUGUUUUCAUUGCCUUUGGGUCUUCCUUUUCUUUUGGCACGCUUGAAAGUGCCUGAAAUACUCAAAAUAUUUUCAGAGAAUAACCCAGAGGAUGGAGCUUUCAUUUAUCCUCUAAUACUCUCAUAUUUCAGUAACAUGUUAAUAAAUGUAAGCUUCCAGAAACAUUCUGCAUAUAAGUAUCAUAUAACAUCAUUUUAAAUAUACAUGUUCAUAAAUCCUUAUUUUGUAACCUCCAGGUUAGAAUUAGAGAUAUGGCACCACAUGCUCAUGGCACUUAAAACUAAUUGGGAUGGUUUGUUGGUACCAUUUCGGAUGACCUGAUGUUUUCUUGAUCACUCUGCGACAAGUAUUUCUGAAUUUGAAUAAGUUUCAAGCUUCCAUUGAUGUGCUUUGAUGCCCUGAUUUAUGACUCCAUAUUUAUGGGUUUAUCAAGAUUUCUUACCAGCAUCAGGAACAUUUAAGACAUUGUAUUCUGUAGAGAAAAAAAUUAUGUUUGUGUGUAUACCUUCUCUUGGCUGAGAUGACCCUCUCCUCUAUACGAAAACCCCUCCCACUCUUAUCCUAAACCAAUAGAAAUGUAAACAAAGUUACAGAUGUUUUAACUGCUGCAUUAUUGCCUUUUUCAAUGCUGUGUUUUGGAUGUAAAUUAUAUGUAUUUUUUAUUUAAGUCGAUAUUAAUUGGAGUUUGGGUGAUUAUAUAGAUUUGGAGUAUCCUGUAUUGGAUUGUAAACAAUGAACAGGUCUGACUAACAUCAUGCUCGAAAACUAGACUAAUUAACUGGGGUCUGAAACCAAGCACAACUGUAUCCAAAUGAAUUAAUUCUUGUCCAUUCUUUAGGUCAUCAGUCUUUCAAAAUAACUUGCCAAAUGUGUUUCUCAAUAAAUAAAUAAAGUGAAAGCCAAUAAGAUGGGAACACAUUUAGCCUAAAUGUAUUUAGGAAUGUGUUGAACAUCCAAUAUGCUUCAAUUUAAUCUUUCACAUGAUAAAUAGCAUGUAAAAAUAUUCAAAGUUCCACUUAAUAAUGUUACAUUUAGUUUUGGAAAUUUGGUAAACUGGUGCUUCAUAUAAUUUCACAGGAUUGGUCAGUGUUUCAGAUGUCAUUAAGCUACUGAAACCAAUUUAGAGAAAUAAACUGAUUGCCAAUAAUUCUGAAAUUUACCAAAAACAUGUUCUGGAUAUGAUUGUAUAAUAAUGUGUCAUGUUUUAAUUCAAUCAGUUGACAUGGAUUAUAAGAGCAAGUAAUCUGUAAACUGAUCUUACUUGUUGUUCUUGCAUUAAAAUGAUAAUCAAAUUAUAAAUGACCCACAGAAUUUGAUUAUGGACUUUUUUAACAAUAACAGGGACAAUCUGUAUUUGUCAGGGUAGGAAAAUCUUAAUUGUUGCUAUUUGUAUGCGUGUGUGCGUGCGUGCGUGUGUGG